CCUUUGCUGUGGAUGUUGCUGAGUCGUGCAGGUGCUCAGGGUUGUUGGUGUGCAAGGUGGGGAAGUGGCAAGGGCGUUUCAAUAACACUUGGUAAACUAAGUUGUUUCUGUUCUGAAACUUUCAAGAAUAUCAAUUUAAUUUGUUUGUUUCAUUUUCAAAAGACUGGAACCAUGGUGUGGUCUACUAUUUAUGAUACAGAGAAGAUGGACAUACCUUCAAGCCAAGUCCCUCGGAUGCAGUUGCAGGCUGCAGAUGCAUCAUCACAUCUGGAUCAUAUGUGUGCCCUUGACAUUGACUCAAAAGCUUCAUAUGUCCGCUUGUCAGGAAUCAUUUGCACAAUUGGCCCAGCAUCCAGAGAUGUAGGAAUGCUAGAGAAAAUGAUGGAAACUGGGAUGAAUAUCGCCCGUCUCAACUUCUCCCAUGGUAGUCAUGAGUAUCAUGGAGAGACCAUCACUAAUAUCAGAGCAGCUGUUGCUAACCAUAGCAAGAAAUUAGGCAUGAACUAUCCCUUGGCUAUUGCCUUGGACACCAAGGGCCCUGAGAUUCGCACAGGAUUAUUGGAAGGGGGUGGGUCAGCUGAAGUUGAAUUGAAGAAAGGUGACUCAAUCAAGCUAACAACGGACAAGGCACAUGCUGAGAAAGGGACUGCUCAGACAGUCUUUGUGGAUUAUGAGAACAUCACUAAGGUGGUGAAGAAAGGCAACAGGGUGUUUGUUGAUGAUGGACUCAUAUCGCUUGUUGUCAACAAUGUUGGUUCUUCAGAGUUGGUGUGCACAGUGGAGAAUGGCGGUCUGCUGGGCAGCAGGAAGGGUGUGAAUCUUCCAGGAGUGCCUGUGGACUUGCCUGCAGUAUCUGAGAAGGACAAGGCAGAUCUAAGGUUUGGGGUUGAACAAGAAGUAGACAUGAUAUUUGCUUCUUUCAUACGUGAUGCAGCAGCCCUUCAAGAAAUCCGUGGAAUUUUAGGUGAGAAGGGGAAGAAGAUUCUUAUAAUUUCUAAGAUUGAGAACCAUCAAGGUAUGGUGAACCUAGAUGAGAUAAUUGAAGCUUCAGAUGGUAUUAUGGUGGCUCGUGGUGAUCUAGGUAUUGAGAUUCCUCCUGAGAAAGUGUUUCUGGCACAGAAGGCAAUGAUUGCACGGUGUAACAAGGUGGGAAAACCAGUUAUCUGUGCUACGCAGAUGCUGGAAUCAAUGGUCAAGAAACCACGCCCUACCCGAGCUGAGGGUUCAGAUGUGGCAAAUGCCAUUCUAGAUGGUGCUGACUGUGUAAUGUUAUCUGGAGAAACAGCUAAAGGUGACUACCCUCUUGAAUGUGUGCUCACAAUGGCUAACAUCUGUAAAGAAGCAGAAGCAGCCAUCUGGCAGAGACAAUUGUUCCAGGAACUGAGUACCCAGGCAUUGCCACCAAUUGAUGUAGCUCAUACCAUUGCAAUUGCUUCAGUGGAAGCAUCAGCUAAGUGCCUGGCUGCAGCAAUUAUUGUCAUAACAACGUCUGGGCAUUCAGCUCAUCUUAUUGCUAAAUAUCGACCAAGGUGUCCCAUAAUUGCCGUGACUCGUUAUGCCCAAGUUGCUCGACAGUGCCAUCUCUUCAGAGCCAUCCUGCCUCUUCAUUAUACAGAGGGUCCUCUACCAGACUGGCUGAAAGAUGUGGAUGUAAGAGUACAGUUUGGUCUCAAGUUUGGUAAGGGGCGAGGCUUCAUAAAGGCAGGGGAUCCUGUAGUUGUUGUGACAGGAUGGAAGCAAGGUCCAGGAUUCACCAACACAAUGCGCAUUGUAAAUGCUGAAUGAAAUGCACGUGCUGUCACUGAUAUGAGAUGUGGAUUGAAGCAUGGAUAAGGAAAGUAUGAAGUCACUAGACAUUAGAAUGUCACAUGAUAGAUGUUAUAGAUCUUGUUUUCUCCAUGUCACUGUAUUUAACAAAAUGUUUCAGUAAUACAAGUAUGUUACUGGGAUGGUUAUUUCGUUAAUUCAAAGUACAUGUACAAGACAUAAAUUCUGUAACAGUAUGUGAUAUUUAUGUUACAUUUAAAACUAAUACUUCUGUUUUAGGUUAUUGUUAAACAUGAGUUGAAGUAAUGACAUCAGUAUUAAUUUCUGCUCCUGAAAUUAUAAAUGACAAUAAUGUUAACACAGUAAACACAAGGAACAGUGUAAUUACAUGAACUGGAAUAAGGUAUUGCUUGAAAUGUAAAUAUAUAUUUAUCACUGUGAUUACCAUAGAAGUGAAUAAUUUUGUGUCAAAUAAGUAUUUGUCUAAAUUAAAACUUUCAGAGCCCUGCUAUUUUAACUCCAGCUUUGGUAGAAAAUGUGAUUGGAGCAGAGAUGUUUUUCAGUUAUUUGCCACUUACAAUACAGUUAGUGUUUUGGUUUGUUUUUAGACAGACAGAUUGUGUUAGGGUAUCACUCAAAGAUUUAAAAACAUAAAUACCAACAAAAAGCAGGACUGUAAUAGAUGUGUUAGGGUGAACAUAUAUUUGUUACAUUCUAGUCGGAUAUGGUAUGUGUGUAUUGUACUACAACUGUUUUGUAGAAGAAAACCAGCAAGUGAAUGAAAAAUAUAUUGUAUGAUCUGCAUCUGUUUA
Cryptotermes secundus is the source of this 2579-nucleotide messenger RNA. RefSeq names its product pyruvate kinase. The record is from RefSeq and is a predicted model, not a curated record. Lineage: Eukaryota; Metazoa; Arthropoda; Insecta; Blattodea; Kalotermitidae. The coding region runs from base 13 to 1785 and encodes 590 amino acids. Gene Ontology annotation, cellular component: cytoplasm. The transcript is spliced from 10 exons. Gene Ontology annotation, molecular function: magnesium ion binding; pyruvate kinase activity; potassium ion binding. Gene Ontology annotation, biological process: glycolytic process.